Messenger RNA from Pezoporus flaviventris, 1120 nucleotides. Its product is annotated as activator of 90 kDa heat shock protein ATPase homolog 2-like. Gene Ontology annotation, biological process: protein folding; positive regulation of ATP-dependent activity. Gene Ontology annotation, molecular function: ATPase activator activity; protein-folding chaperone binding. The record is from RefSeq and is a predicted model, not a curated record. The transcript is spliced from 9 exons. Gene Ontology annotation, cellular component: cytosol. NCBI's taxonomy places the organism in Eukaryota, Metazoa, Chordata, Aves, Psittaciformes, Psittacidae. Bases 52 to 1059 code for a protein of 335 amino acids.
GAAGGUUCUGGCAGCUUCGUUGCGGGCGGCGGGAGCCGCUGUGGGUGCGCCAUGGCCAAGUGGGGACAGGGGGACCCGCGGUGGAUCGUGGAGGAGCGCGCGGACGGCACCAACGUCAACAACUGGCACUGGACGGAGCGGGACGCGACCAGCUGGUCCAAGAGCAAGCUGAAGGAGGUGCUGGUGGGGCUGGUGGUGGAGAGCGAGGCCGGGCGCUGCGAGAUCAGCGACCUGAAGCACGUGGAAGGCGAAGCGUCCUGCAACAGCCGCAAGGGGAAACUCAUCUUCUUCUACGAGUGGAACCUGCGCCUCAGCUGGAGAGGUACAGUGAAAGAGUCUGGUGAGAAACAUAAGGGAUCUCUUGAAAUUCCUAACCUGUCAGAAGAAAAUGAGGUAGAUGAUACAGAGAUAAAUGUUAGCAAAAAGAAAGGGGAAGGCGAUGUCCUGAAGGAUCUGAUGAGAACUGAAGGAACCACAAAAGUCAGAGAGGCCUUGAGAGAUUAUCUGAAAGCACUUAAAACAGAGUUUACCUUGGGAAUGAUUCUGCCAACAAAAGCUACUGGUGGUCAGGAGCUGGCCACUGAGCGAAAACUAAGUGGGCACACCAUGCAAGAUUCUGUUCCACCACAGGAUAUAGUUGGUGUAAAAAUCCCAACAGUGAAGAUACUUAUGAGAGAAAUCUUCAACUCUCCAGCAGAUGAACUUUACAGCAUCUUCACAACUAAGGAACUGGUACAGAAGUUUUCUAAGUGCCCUGCUGUGAUUGAAGCCGAGAAAGGAGGCAAACUUCAGAUGUUUGACGGCUCUGUCAGCGGUGAAUACACAGAACUGGUGCCAAGCCAAAGAAUUGUCCUGAAGUGGAGGUGUAGAAGCUGGCCCGAUGAACAUUAUGCAGUGGUUGCCUUGAGUUUCAAGGAUAUGGCUGCUCAAACAGAACUGCAGGUAGAGUGCAAAGGAGUUCCCGUCUCUAGUGAAGACAGCACAAGGCAAUGUUGGAAGCAGCAGUAUUUUGAAGAAAUCCAUGUUUUACUCCAGCAGUCCAAAGACACCAUGGAAUGAUGCCAGCUCCGUCGUUUUGUUAGGGCAUUACUUUUUAUACUUUGUUAACAUUUGGUUUUUU